Symbiodinium sp. CCMP2456 is the source of this 1803-nucleotide messenger RNA. The record is from the annotation of a GenBank genome assembly. Lineage: Eukaryota; Dinophyceae; Suessiales; Symbiodiniaceae.
AUGCCCUCAUUGCUGAGUGCGUUUGCGUGGCAUCCCGGGCAACGCCUUCCGGACUUCUUUCUCGCGGGCUCCAUGAUUUUCCGGCCGCGGCCCUGUCCGGACAUGAUGUAUGGUCGCCGCGGGCAGUGCCAUGCCUGCCCCGGACAUCUCCUCUCCUUGCAGGGGUCGGAGUUUUGCGACUUCCGGGUCGGCAAGGAUGUCGCAGUGGCGCUGGCGAUCACGUUCCUGCUUUGCACUGUCUUCCUCUGUCUUGGAAGGUGGCUGGAGGCACGAGCGUUUCAGAAGGAGCAUCCCUUCGUUGGCUUCUGGCUCUUGGCCUUUGUCAGUGCGGCCUUGCCGAUCCUGGCAGGGGUGCUUUGCAGUUGCCGCGGGCCUUCGUGGAUAGCCUCCCUGCUUGCUUUCCUUGGACUAGCGGGAGUCGCUGCCGAACACCGGACUUGGCGACAGCGCCCACAAGUACCGGAAAUACCUGGCACAUCGGGGCCGCUACUUUUGCUCGUGGGCCAUAGCAUGGUCACAAGCUUCAUGCUUCUUCAUGACCGUAUAGAGAGGCCACGUGAAGAAGGGCACCCCCUCCGAACGCUCCUGGGAUGGGAUCAGGGAGAGUAUGCCUGGCUCUUGGUCCUUAGCCUGCUGAGCUCCUGUGCUGUCUUGGCUGCGGUUUCCGCGGAGCUCGCAAGAUCUCAGAGAAAGGCCCCUGAACGCCAGGGAGCCUCUUGGGAAAGGAACUCUCUGUAUAUCGAAAGGAGGAGCCGGGAGCCUCGACAAAAUCUUCGGCGAAGCUGCUGUUCCCAGGCCUAUUCUUCGGCUGAGAGAUGGCAGUGUGCGAGGUGUUUCGGGCAGGUGCGGGCAUUUGGCAGAAGCUGGGCGGGCAGGCACUGUAUCUUGCUGGCGAACGCCUGUAUCUCUACGACGGUCUGCUCGUACCAGUAUCUCCAGCCAGGACGGACGCCACGGAGAUGCUUCCUGGCCGUGGUGAUUUCCCUGGGACUGCUUUGCAUGGCCACCGGGCUCUGUGCUCUUGCUUCCGAGGCGCUGCAUUGCCCGAAGAGGCUGGACCGACACUUCCGUUGGUCUGUUCUGUGGAAGGUAAGCAUGCUGGUGGGCAAGGUGAUCCUCUUGGCCAUCCCCCAGGCGAGCGCUGAGAUACCCCUUGACUCCAUGAUGAGCUGUGGCGUUGAUGCUUUCUGCCCGCCUGACUGCCUCGAGGGCGGUGGCUACUGCACCAGGGUCCCGACAUCUGGGGCUGAAACCUGCAAGUGUGUGAAAGCAGAAAUGAAUUGGGCCACGUAUUGCCUGACGGCAAUCACGAGCUUCCUCCUCUGCGCGCUCACCUUCAUGGACUUGGCUGUGUUCUGGUCUGCGAGGCUCACACCCUGGAACCAGUCAGGGGUGCGCUGGAUGCAAGGGUCUCUGGCCCUCCUCGGUGCUGCUUUGGUGAAUCUCAGCAGCUGUGCCUUCACCUUGCUGGUCUCCUUCGCGCCCACAAAGUGUUUCUUACUUGACCUGGCUACGGCGACAUGUAUGGUGCUACCACUGCUACCGCUGUCACUGGUUGCGAACGAAUGCCGCUGGAUAUUGGCCACAUGGAAGGAUGGCGAAGCGGGGGAUGUGCUGAUUUGGUCCAGCGCGGGCUUGCGUGUCCUAGCCGUGCUUACCUGCGCAGCUGUUGGGGUCUCUGCGGUACAGGUGGCUUGGAAGCGUCAGGAAUCCCCCGAGGGCACUUGUGGGCUGGUACAAUGUGGAUUCCUCGCAGCAUGCUGCCUCUGUGCCCCUUCGUCGUUGGCCUGCAGCUUAAUCCGC